GGGUUAGCCGCCCCUAUGCUAAUGGUGGCUAGCUCAACAUCAACACUGACAAACCCCUCCCAAGUGAUUCACACCGGUCCACUUCUCCCCACAAAGGCUCAGUAGUUACAUGGUAAUGUUGCGCAAUUGGUGUAUUAACACUGGCAGCCAGCGCUCUCCUGUAUCUCCGACCAGAGGGGCCACACGCUCGGUUUCGUCACCAUGGGCAGCACCUGCAGUAAUCAUCUCGGGAUCCCUCCAGCCAAGGGCCCCAACGCUGUGGGAUGCACCGACUUCAUGAUGGACCACACUGCACAGGGCAGCUUCUUCAGGCUCUACUAUCCUUGUCAGGAGAGCGAGAAAGCGGAAAAACCAGACUGGGUCCCAUGCAGGGAGUAUUUCAUCGGUCUGGCAGACUUCAUGAAAAUCAACCGGUCUGUCAGUGAAAGGAUUUUCAACUACCUCUUUGGUUCAUUUAAGAUCCCCGCCUACUGGGAUGCUCCGUUCAAAUCAAAUGGAAAAUGCCCUGUUGUCAUCUUCUCCCAUGGCCUGGGAGCCUUCAGGACUUUGUAUUCGGCGAUAUGUGCAGAACUGGCCUCUCAAGGCUUCAUCGUGGCGUCGGUGGAACACAGAGACCAGUCGGCGUCGGCUACGUUUUAUUUCCGAGAGGCGCCGGAGUCGGAGAAGGCGAAGGAGAACGCACCUAAAACAUCACCGUCGGCCGGAGAAAACUUGGUGAAGGAGUGGAUGUACUACAGAGCUCUGCAGCACGGCGAGAGUGAAUUCCCCCUCCGGAAUAAACAGGUGAAGCAGAGGGCAGACGAAUGCAUUUUGGCUCUGGAAAAACUUGCCGCGAUCAACUCGGGGACGCGGGUGCGGAAUGCUUUGCAAACGCAGUUCGACUGGGCGACGCUGGAGAACUCCAUGGACCUGUGCAGGAUAGCAGCGAUGGGACACUCCUUCGGGGGAGCGACGGCCAUCGAAGCUCUGUGCAAAGACGUCAGAUUCAAGUGUGCCGUAGCACUGGACACCUGGAUGUUUCCUUUGGAUGACGAGAUCUUUCCCCGAGUGAAGCAGCCGAUCUUCUUCAUUAACUCGGAGAGGUUCCAGUGGGCGGGGAACAUCAGCCGCAUGCGGAAGCUGGACUCGGCCGUCAUCCAGAGGAAAAUGAUCACCAUCAGAGGAACGGUCCACCAGAGCUUCCCAGACUUCACCUUCCUGACGGGCAACUGGAUCGGCAAACUGAUGAAUCUGAAGGGAGAGAUCGACCCAGAGGUCGCCAUGGACCUCUCCAACAAGGCGACGCUAGCCUUUUUGCAACGCCAUCUAGGUCUAGAGAAGAACUUUAACCAGUGGGACGCUCUGAUCAACGGGGAGGAUGAAAACCUCAUUCCAGGCACUAAUGUCACCGUGCUUCAGUCUUCCAUCUGAGCCGCCGCCACCGAGGCCUCAUCUACUGCAGGAGAACCUGGGACCAGCUGAAGCAUCUCACCCCGUGUGUGUGGGAGUCGGUCCCAAAAUGUCACGGCAGGCGUACUAGGCAUUUUUAACAUUUAAUAACAAAAGCACUAUGAAACAUUCUUUAGAUGUAAUGGAAGAGGGAAAGCCAAUCUCCACCUCGUCAGCAGGAAAGAUUCGUUUUUUUUCUUGACGGAUAAAAAGCAGUGUUUGUUUCACGAGGCCUGAAUGUUGUGCACAAACAAAUCUUCUUCUGCCGUUGGGGGGAAGAAGUCUUAAACCUUUACCAGAAGUUUUUCCGAGAGAAAUAUUUCUAAUCAAUUUAAUCUUUUUGAGUGUAAAUACAGCCAACUGAGGACCUCAUGAUUGCUGUGUAAUUAUGUGAUAGGCGUAAAAUGAGUCGUAUGGGGGGAAAAGGAAGAUUGAAGAAUCGUAUAAGCUCAGAUAUUUAUAUAAGCCAAGAAGCUGUUCAGAAACUAAUUGUAUCCAUCCGGAUUUAACAAGACAGCUAAAAGUAAAUCAGUAACAUAACAACACUAAAAGGCUGCAUUAACAGUACUGUGCCAGAACAGUACUGUCCAAUGGAAUGUAACAGCCUUCUACUUUUAUACAAGACUGUCUGAUAUAACUACAUCUGUAUAAAAUAAAAUAGAAAAUAAUU
Scophthalmus maximus (turbot) is the source of this 2098-nucleotide messenger RNA. RefSeq names its product phospholipase A2, group VII (platelet-activating factor acetylhydrolase, plasma) (gene pla2g7). The record is from RefSeq and is a predicted model, not a curated record. NCBI's taxonomy places the organism in Eukaryota, Metazoa, Chordata, Actinopteri, Pleuronectiformes, Scophthalmidae. Bases 202 to 1410 code for a protein of 402 amino acids. Gene Ontology annotation, molecular function: 1-alkyl-2-acetylglycerophosphocholine esterase activity. The transcript is spliced from 11 exons.